AUGGAAUUCAUUAAGAUGGAAGUGCGGGAGGCGGGAGAUGGGGCUGCUGCAGGCGAGUGUGACCGUGAACCGCCCAAAAAGUAUAGCUGGGCGGAAGUUAGACAAGCUGUUCACGAUUUAAGAAAGGAUCUCUCAUCUUUAUCCACAAUGGUGCCAAUGGCUAUUUGUUUUCGAAAACUCGGCUGUGGUAAAACCAGGGUGUACUUUUUGAGGACUCCACAAAACGGAUGGGAGACACUUCUGUACACUGAUGUUUUACCAACUUUGCAGCCAAGCAAUGCCAGAUUAGAUUGGAAACCUUUAAUCAAAUCCAAUGUGGCAUUAGGUGCUUCCUCUGGCAAAUGUUCCAAAGAAGAACAAUUGUUAUGGGAACGGCAGAGAGUAGCAGCAUGGGGCAUUGCAUCAUAUGAGCUCCAUCAAGAGACGGGAAGGGUGUUGUUUCCUUGUGCAUCGUCUCUGUUUGUCGCUGAGGAGGGAAGAGGGCAGUCACCGCCCAUACUUCCCCGUUCCCUAUCAACGGGGGGCGGAGCACCUUUAACACCAGCGAUUUGCCCCAGUACAGCCCGUUUGGUGGCUCACGCAGCCCGAGGUGACAUCUGGCUUGCUGGAGACUGUCUCGGGAGCCCUACGAGACUCACGUACGCCUGCAAGGGCAAGGAUGAUCGCUUAUUAGAUGACCCAUUACAAGCUGGUGUUCCAUGUUAUGUAACGCAGGAGGAAUUCUCAAGGUAUACAGGCUUCUGGUGGCAGCCGAAAUGCGAUGAUGACAUAUACAGGAUAGUGUACGAAGAAGUAGACGAAAGUGAUGUCAAAAUUUUCAGUUUUCCAUCUUCUAACACAGCGAGUGGAGACGUUGAUGAAUUUAGGUUCCCAAGAGCAGGCACACCCAAUGCAAAGUCAGUUUUGAAGCUGGUGACAUUUAGAUUAACAAAAUCUUCGCCUACCAACAUGGCCGUCCGUAGAGUUUUAGGAGAGGCAUCAUCACCAACAGAAGGAAUGGAUGUAACGGAUAUAAGAUGGUUUGAAAUGAGGAGUCCGUUGAAGGAAGUAUUCCCAUGGUUCGAGUAUCUCGCUCGCGUUGGAUGGACUUCGUGUGGCCAAUAUGUUUGGGCGCAAAUUCUAGAUCGUAAGCAACAGAGAUUGGAAUUGGUGCUCAUACCUUUGGUGGAGUUUAAUGUUUCAUCACAUUAUUCGCAUGGAGAAACGCAAAGUGAUGAUCUAACACAAAUGAGCGAACAGAACAAAAUUGAACCUUCUAAAAUCCAAGUGCUAGUAAGAGAGACAGCCCCCGAUGCAUGGAUCAAUGUUCACGACAUAUUCUAUCCUCUAACUAAUUGUACGAGUUGUACGGGUACCAAUUGUACGUGUGGCACUUUUAAGUUCAUUUGGGCUUCAGAGGAGACCGGUUUUUUACAUUUAUAUCUGAUCACAUCUAACAUACAACCGGAUAAAGCAAAUGUUUUGAAUACAGGUAUUGAAGAAAUGCUGUCAGAAGACGAAAACAACGCGAGUGGACCAAACAUCAUCAGUAAAGAGGCGAUCACGUCUGGUGAUUGGGAGGUUAUGGGGAGGAAGAUAUGGGUGGACGAAACCCGUGACCUGGUGUACUUCGUUGGUCUUCGGGAGACACCACUGGAGCGGCAUUUGUAUGUGGCUUCUUUAUCACCAUCAGAGUCUGGGAUUACUUUGCUUACAACAGUUGGUCACUCGCAUACUGUUGAUAUGGAUGAUGAUUGCACAGUGGCAGUAAUAACAUCGUCCAAUAUAAGCAGUGUGCCUGUAACGAGGGUGUACAGCGUGUGUCAUACAGGCGGACGUGUCACAUUGACACAGUAUGGUUCACUCUUAGAAAGGCCUAUGUUAGAUUGCCUAGACCCCCCAUUUAAUGGUACAUGGGACAGAACGGGCGAUGGGGACGAGAAUAAUGAUGUCUCAUUACUUAUCAAAGAACGAUCUCUCAGCACCAUAGAAGUGCCACCACCGCAGAUAUACUCCACCCGUCUCUCUUGUGGGAUGACGGCGUAUUGCACCCUCUGGCGAAGUGGGCAUGUGGGACCCAGGCCUACAGUUUUGCACGUGUAUGGGGGACCCGAAGUUCAAAUCGUCACUAAUAGUUAUAAGGGUAUACGCCAGUUACGCAUGCAUAUGCUAGCGGCGCGAGGUUUCACGGUCGUAUCUGUUGAUUCGAGAGGCUCGAAGCAUAGGGGCAGGGCCUGGGAGGCUGCUAUAAGGGGCAAAAUGGGGCAGGUCGAGUUGGAUGAUCAGGUUGAGGUGCUACAAUGGCUCGCUAAAGAAACAGGGUGUAUCGAUAUGGAGAGAGUUGCUAUCCAUGGAUGGAGUUAUGGUGGAUAUUUAUCCCUCUUAGGCCUGGCGACACGUCCGCACAUAUUCAAAGUGUGUGUCGCGGGCGCGCCCGUCACCAGUUGGCGCUUGUACGAUACAGCGUACACGGAACGCUACAUGGGGUCACCCAGUGAGAGGCAUAACGCGUACAGCCGUGCUAGCGUCAUACCGCACGCGCCGUUCUUCCCUGAUAGGGAGGGUAGACUGUUAAUAAUCCACGGACUGGCUGAUGAAAACGUACACUUUUGUCAUACUGCGGCGCUGCUCUCGGAAUUGGUUCGACUUGGAAAGCCGCAUAGAGUUCAGGUAUACCCCGGCGAGCGUCACUCCCUCCGUACAAUGCACGCGGCUAAACAUUACGAGGCAACCUUAUUGCAUUUUCUACAUGAGAACCUGUGA
Messenger RNA from Pieris macdunnoughi, 2742 nucleotides. The record is from the annotation of a GenBank genome assembly. Lineage: Eukaryota; Metazoa; Arthropoda; Insecta; Lepidoptera; Pieridae.